Varroa destructor (honeybee mite) is the source of this 8846-nucleotide messenger RNA. RefSeq names its product DNA polymerase theta (gene PolQ). The record is from RefSeq and is a predicted model, not a curated record. Gene Ontology annotation, biological process: DNA-templated DNA replication; double-strand break repair via alternative nonhomologous end joining. Lineage: Eukaryota; Metazoa; Arthropoda; Arachnida; Mesostigmata; Varroidae. Gene Ontology annotation, molecular function: ATP binding; DNA binding; DNA-directed DNA polymerase activity.
CUAAUUUGUCAUGUGUAGUUGUUAUGUUAUUAGACCUCAUACAACCAUCGCUUCUCCUUUUCUCACCAUCUGAAGAAGACAAACUGCAGACCCGAGUCCGAUCAACACUCAAGUUGGCUUCCAGUAUGUUUUUACCCGAGAUGUCAACGCUUUUCGACCUACAGCUCUCCUCAUUCAGUGGAUUUUCUGAAAGUGGAGCAACGUCUUCAUCUUUAACGAUAUGAAUUGCAAAGAAGAAUGAAGAUCUACAGUGAUCUUUGAGUAGGGCUAGAGUGAGCAAUCAUACAUCAAUCGUCACUGUGAACGAACAGUUAAAGAGCUUUGGCUAAAUAAAGUCAAACGCGCCUCGUGUUGCUAAGUCUUGUGCCGUUUGUUUCAACGGAAAUAUCGGCCCAUCGGAUCAUAUUGGUGUCAACAGCAACCAGAGCCAUCGCAAGAAAGAUGUUUUUUUUACCGAUAUCGAUAAAAAUCUCUAAAACCGUCUACCUCUAUUCCUAAAGCUCUUAUCAUCGUUUCCGAUUGGACCAAUCAAGGAAAACGUUUCCACCACGUUGAAGUAUACGAUCGAUUUUCUCAUAUGUGGCACCGAUCGAACCAAUAUUACGGCUGAAUCGUCCUUUCAUCAUUUCCUUCGUCAGGAUCUCGAAAUUGCCGACCUGGAAAAGAAAUGCUGAAGGUUGUUAGCUAAUGGAAGUUACGUCAACAGCUUCAAUGGGGAGAUUGACUGUGAUAGAAUUACGCCUCCACGCGCGGUAGGUAGGUGGCAAUCAACCCUGCGGACCACCUCUUGCAGUUCCGUAUUCAGUGGACCUGCACCGGUGCGAGGAAUGACGGACUUCGGCGUCGAGAGCUUGCUUUGCUGGUUUAAGUUCCUUUGCACACUUCGCUGUUGUCUGACCCAAUCCGAGAAACGCUGCCUGAAUGCACACGCAGGGUCCUCACUGCCAGCGCCGCCUCCAUUUUCAAAUUACAUAUGAACUACGCAAUGACGUAUGGACCUGCUGGUACUUCAAUUGUGGUCGUUGUCACCGUCGUCGUCGUCGUCGCCGUUGUUCAAGCCGCCAGCGGUGAAUUGAGGACUACACCGGAGAGGUCUCUCACUCACGCAUAACGACAACAACAGGCAACCAAGCAAGAAAACUAGCAAAAGACGGUGGUUCAUAGCCAUCGCGACGGCGACGGUCAACCAAUCGACUCAGCGUCUAGUAGCACAGCACAUUGAACGCUAUAGAGUAGUUGUUGACGCCGGCGACAGCAACAGUAAAGUUAGUAGCAACGACAGCGGCAGACAGUGAUGUUGCUGCUUAGUAUAUUGAAUGCGCUGCUACAAAAGUCCAGAGCGAAACGCAGCAGCAGUAGCGGCCAGUAAGGGAGAGGCGGGUGGCCGUAGAGGCAGAAUGACGGUCCGUUACGGAUGACGAGUUCAGACCGCGCCACGACCGUUGCUACUACAACUACGAUGGACUGCUGCUGCACUGGAGGUAGAGGGCCGCGUCUGUGCUACUGUCAUCAUCAUCGCCAGCAGCAGGCAAACUUAGGCAAAGAUAGAACGUUGAAGCUGAACAGAACUAAGAGCUAAGCUGCAGAAGCAACAGCAACACGCCACAGCGUCAAUUGCCGUCGAUGGUGCUGCCACCACCGUAACAACAUCACGGGCCACCGGCCUCCAGCGGCGACUCAUGCCAGAGUAGUCGUCACUGCAACAGAAUUAGCCACCCGAGUCGGUACUGCUGCGGGCGACGGCGAACGACGUCUCCUAACGUUAAUCGGGCCUUGCUGGACGUCGAAUGUCCGGACUGACUGACUGACGUCCGUCGUAGUUCUGCUACCGGUUGUGGCCGAUCGGAUUGAUUACUGCUGAACUAGGCAAAAAUCUGUUUGUUAGGCAGAUAGAUAGGUGACUGCUUGCUAUUGUAGCUAUUGCCAAGUCCUCGAUUAGUACUAAUGAACGACGGCACAGGGUCGCCAGUUAAAGUUUAUCGGAGCCAGGUGCCGUACGGUAUUGAAAUGCAGAGACAUCUAUUUGUUCAACCUAUUAACUCCGUAAGGUGGUGAUUGGCCUGCCGCGUCCUGCCUACUUCUUCUAAUCGCCGAAUGUUUCCCAACGCGAACCGUGGUUCACCUAUGCAAAUCAUGAUUAUUUUCAUCCCAUUUCUUUUUCCCUACAGAAUAACGGUUAUGAUCUCCCGUAGAGAUUUACCCUUAAUUUCUUGCAUCUGCCGAUCAUGGCUGUAAUAUGAAUGAUACAAUCAAUUCCAGCUGACUUGAACCUGAGUAUUGCCUCAGGGCAAUUCCCUCUCAAUUACAAUACGAUUAUUGAGCGCACACGUAUAUGCCUUCCCUCUCGAUUUCUGCUUGCUCACAUCGGAUGCGUUGGACAGCGAAUUAUACCGGCAUCGUCCACCAGACGUACAAUUUGUUUCAGUUCUUAUCAACGGUAUAGCGAUGAUGUGCAGAAUAGUGAUGGUGCUCCUACUACAACUACUGUUCGAUAAUACCGAAGAAAAACACAAAACAAACAGUGACUGAAAGAGUUGGCGAAAUUUGGCCCCGUUGGAUUCUUCUAUUGUGACAUUCGCCGCCACCCGCUCAAGUCAAUCCGCCGAAAUCACAACUUAGCAUUGAUUGCCAUCACCAUGGUCAUCACCGGCAUUGAAGUCAGCCAUCCGGCGUAUCUGCAAUGUCAACGAUUGCGAUGCGAUAUCAGUCAACAAUAUUAGCACAUGACGUAGAUCGCAGGAAUUUCUACAGUUGGAAGACAUCUCGCAAUGGGGCCUUCCGUCAGCAAUCGUGGACAAUUAUCGCGAGAAGGGAGUGGAACGCAUGUUUCCGUGGCAGGUUCAAUGUCUGCUUGCAAAAGGAGUUCUUCAGGGGAAAAAUCUAGUCUAUUCAGCACCCACUAGUGCAGGUAAAACGCUGGUAGCGGAGCUCUUGAUGUUGAAGCGGGUCCUUGAAACUCGCAAGAAAGCCAUUAUGAUCCUGCCGUUCGUGUCUGUUACGAGAGAGAAAAUGCUUCACUUUCAGAACCUGUUCUCUACGGGCGGUUUACGGGUCGGCGGGUACAUGGGAAGUUAUUUUCCCAUGGGGGGAUUCCAAUCCAUCGAUAUCGCGGUUUGUACGAUCGAAAAAUCGAAUGCUCUUGUGAACAAACUGCUGGAGGAAGAUUCGCUUGAUUUACUAUGUUGUGUCGUCGUUGAUGAAUUGCACAUGUUGGGCGAACCGCAAAGGGGCUAUCUCCUCGAACUGCUUUUCACCAAGUUGUUGUACUUUCAAAGGCAUAGUUCGUCCAGUAGUAUACAGCUAAUUGGAAUGAGUGCGACACUGCCUAAUUUGGACCUUGUUGCUAACUGGCUGGACGCGUCGCUUUAUCGAACAGACUAUCGGCCUGUGCCACUAACUGAAUGCGUUAAAAUAGGCAACGAACUCCCGGUGGAUAUCGGCACUGGAAAGACGGCUGAGAUUCCGAUUCUCCGAUGCGCCCUACCAUCGUCGGUCGAUGAUUUCGAUGGUUGUCUCAGUCUGGUGAUUCACACGGUGUCUCAAGGCUUUGGUGUUAUCGUAUUUCUGCCGACAAAAGUAUGGUGCGAGACAAUGAGCCAACAGAUUGCCCGGGCCUUCCUAGCAGUCGGAAAGCCCCCGUCAGAGCCAAAUAAGGUUGAUCCCGAAUUGCUUCAACUGGGCGCUGAUUUACGAGCAGUUAAUAAGCGCAAUGAGAUACAGGAAGUUCUUGAAAAGUUGCAACAAACACCAGCAGGACUCGACCAAGUUUUAAAGAAAACGAUUCCUUAUGGAGUGGCGUUCCACCACGCAGGCCUCACGUACGAUGAGCGGGACAUCAUCGAAAACGCAUUUAAGGCUGGUAUUCUCAACGUGUUGACAGCAACAUCAACGCUUUCCUCUGGAGUGAAUUUGCCUGCGCGGCGUGUUGUUAUCAGGACGCCGAUGUUCGGCCGUCAACUGCUCGAUGUCCUCACAUAUAAGCAGAUGAUCGGCCGCGCAGGUCGGAAAGGUAUUGAUGAUCGUGGAGAGUCGAUUUUAGUUUGUAAGGAUCAAGAGCGCGUUCAGGCAAUGAAAUUAGCCACUAUGAACUUAGCGCCCGUUCGAAGUUGUUUGGCAGCGCAUGGGUCAGUGUCAGGUGCUCUCAAACGGGCCAUCCUUGAGAUUGUCGCUUCAGGCGUGGCGAAGACGCUACGGGACAUAGAGAAGUAUAUUAAAUGCACGUUCCUCAAUGAGUGCGCACAGGCUAAGGUUUUAACUAGUGACGACUUAGCGAUAAUCAAAGGCGAAAGUGCGGCUCAUUCAACUACAAAUGCUUGCAUCGACUAUCUCGUUAAGAACGACUUCAUUAAGGUUUCACCUGAAGAAAAUGGUGUCCAGGCAGUAACACCGACUAAAUUGGCGGCAGCCGUUUUGGCGAGCAGUCUCUCGCCUGAUCAAGCUUUACUCAUUCUUAGGGAGCUUGGAAAAUCACGGCAAAGCUUUGUUCUUGAAAAUGAUCUACACAUAAUAUACGAAGUAACACCUUACUUUAUUAGUGAGCAAGCGACGAUUGACUACAGUACUCUAAGUGAAUUCUAUGACGCACUAACUGAAGAUCGGCGUCGAGUAGCUGAAUUGAUAGGUUUCGAUCUCGGAUUUGUCUACAAAUGCAUAAGGGGAGCGGCUACGAAGAGCGAUAAGGAGAUGAAAGACUCUCUGCAUCGGCGUUUUUACGUGGCUUUAGCCCUUAAUGAACUGGUUCAGGAAGUUCCCCUUUCUGAGGUGUCAACAAAAUUUGGACUACAAAAAGGAAUGCUGCAAAAUCUUCAGCAGAGUUCGGCCACUUUUGCAGGUAUGAUGGCGAUUUUCUGCAAACGACUAGGAUGGCACAACCUUGAGCUACUCAUUGGUCAGUUUCAGAAAAGACUCCACUUCGGAGUUCGGCAAGAGCUAUGUGAGCUUCUGCAGCUUGUUCCUAUGACCGCACAAGCUGCCAGAAUCCUUUUUAAUGCAGGCUUCAUUGCGCUUCCUGAGUUAGCUAAAGCACAACUAUAUGAGGUAGAGGCUGCUUUUCGAGCCGCUCGUGCUUACGAAGUCAAAGAAGGGGAAUCUUCAGCAGAUGUUCGUUGGAUCUAUCUCAACGGUUUUGACGGCGUCACAGAACGCGAGGCAGCCAAAUUGUUAAUUGAUGAAGCUAGAAAAACUUUGCAUGAUUGGCUUGGAAUCAAAGUAGACUUCGAUAAAAAGGAACAGGCAUUUAGUCAGCAAAAAGAAACAAAAGGAAACCGACGUGAGAAUACGAGUGAGCAGCAUGUCGAAAUUGAAAAAGAUACAUCUAGGAACAUGUCGGUCGAACAAAAUCCAAUUAGGGAUGAAGUCGAUCCAGUUGAGAGUAAUGCUGUAGAGAAUCAAGAAUACGAACUGUCGCUCAUGCAAGGUCAAAAGAAUGCCGUUGUGACGUAUCAACAUGCGAGCUGUGUAGGGUGCGAAGAUACAUUGGCAGAGGUUCAAACGGUGUCUGACCCUGUGCCUAUUUCGAAAGCAGUGCGUAUUCAGUCAAAUGCUACUAGCACUGAUCAUGAUCUUGCUAUCACUAAAAACGAAAGCAAAACUUUGAUAGAGAAUUCAAAAAAUAAACCUCACCGAGAUAAACGCAAUGCUCUUGCAAAGAUAACUCCUUCAGACGGCGAUCACAUAUCGGAUAGAAGUUCUGUGAACCCGAUGUCCUUGAAUUCGUCAAGAAUUACGGAAGAGAACUCCUUUCACAAGGGAGUGCAACACUAUUCCACUCCAAAUAAAUGUCCCUCAAAAGACAAAGAACAUUUGCAAAAGUCAUUUACUGCCUUGGCAACUACAUCAAGAACGAAACGCCCUAAUUGUACCAACGAAUUCGAAUCGCCGGCUAGACCGGAAUCGGACCAAUGCAUUUUCAACCGAAGCGUAACACCGCAACUAGAUGCUGGUGACAGUGAACGUCAAGAUAUCGAGGGAGACUCAAUCUUCGACGGAGUGAAGACCCAAGAAAAGAAGCACGAUGAAAAUUCAAAAACCGCUGAAAAGCGCACAUCAGCUGAUACUGGUGAUAGCUCGCUUUUCGACGAUAUUAAUACACAGCCCGCUAGUAUGUCGAUUGCGGCAGAUCACACCAUCACUAGCCCUAUCAGCCCUAGAACGGAUUCUCGGAUAGAACCUCUAGUGAACUCGGGGGCAAAUGUGCGGGUGACACCAACCAAACUUAAAAUGUUAGAAGCGGAAAAUGAACAAUUCCGAAUGGGCUUGCGAGCAUCGGUAAAACGUAGGCCAGAUGAAGAUGUUUCCCCCAACGGGAAGAAGGCAAGGCCCAAUUCAAGCCGCAGCCUGGAAGAAGCCUUCAACCAGGAACGUCGUUCCACCUCUGACGAUUCGAUGGCGUUCUUCAAUAGUAGUCAAAUGAAAAACAUCACGCAAAAUGCAAAGACGGCGCUGAAACACGGUCACCAAUCUCGAACUAGCCCAUACGAGAACGACAGUGAUCUGAUCUUUGAUUGUGUGCUCACAUGUCAGGGCGCCGUGGUUUCGAACAAAGACGCUGUUUCGGUCACAACUGCUUCGGCGCCACUCCCACCUAAGGUUGACCCCAUUGAUACGUUGGCCAUAGUUUCGACAUUUCCAGCCUGUUCGAAAACAAACUCAGCUUGUAUUGAGGACACGGACAGCGAUUUGUUUUCGGAUGGUGAAAAUGCGCCGGUUGAACAACCGGCGGAAUCGCAAAUAAACCAUAAGAUCUUUGACGACGACCAACCGACGAAACCGCAAAUACGUCAUGAGAUUUCCGACGACGACCAGCCGUCACUUGAUCUUUAUCUACCCUCAUCCUCAUCAUCUUCGUUGACACUGAAUUCCUUGCCAGACAUUUCCAGUCCUACACUGACCAGGGCGGGAAUCCACUGCUUACGAGAUCUUCCGGAAAAAGACCUCUUUCAGCGCAUCGAAGCGGCGGGGAGACGAUGCGCACUGUCCCUCGAAACUGAAGCCGCACCCUCAUCCGCUCGGAUCGGACCGGCGAUGCUUGACAAUAGACCUUUGGAUAUAGAGAAUGAAAGUCUUGUUUUUGGCAAUAAGCGAAUUAUAGGAUUUUGUGUAGCUGUGAAUUCAUCAGAAGGUAUCUUCUACACGUUGAAGAAUAGAUAUGAUGAACAUGCAACACUGUUAAAGAAACUAUUCCAACCUCCUUCCGUCUAUACAGUAGGAUUGCUUGACUGCCUGGACCAACUGAAAGUUAUCAUCGCUACUUUAGGUGUUAUACCUGACAACGAUGCAGUUCAAUUUGAGGAUGCUGGAAUCGCGCAUUGGCUCUUAGAUUCAUCAACGUGCUCAUGUCCGUCGUUGGAAACGCUCAUCUGUCAGUACUGUCCAUUGUUAUUAGACAAAAUUAAAAACAAACACCCCGAUGUGCCCCGGUCAUGCAUCGAAAGUUGUGCACAUUUAGGUAUAUUGCGUGGGGUUAUUGAUCGUUUCAAUGUCCUACACAUAAUGCCAACAAUAUUUAGAAAGGAGAUGCGUGUCUGUGUUGUGCUAGCGAAAAUAGACUUGAAUGGUUUUGGCUAUGAUGACAAAACGUGCGAAGCCCAAAUUAAUGCAAUGCGCCAGUUACAGUUUCAACUAGAGACCAAAAUGAUCUCGAAAGCGCAGCGAAUAUUUAAAACGACCUCAUCCGUUGAAGUAAGCCGGGUCAUUUAUUCUCUCUUUAAAGAUAAGCUGGUCAAGCAUAAAAUCAUUACUGGUCGUGAACCUCCCAACAAACUAAAGCUGUCUUCUAAAACAAUUCUCCUUAAACUUGCUGAAGAGGACCCGCUCCCACAGUGGAUUGUCGACGCACGAAAGAUUGCUUCGAUUCUUACGAAGGACAUGUUUCCGGUUUUACGUGCCAAGGUGUAUCACAGCGGCCUUGGUCAGCACCGCAUAUAUACAAGUUCAUCCCCAUACACCGCAACAGGUCGAAUGGCCUUGAAUGAGCCAAAUUUACAGUCAAUGGCUAGAAAUUUUAAUUCGGCCGGUGAAGAAAUUCUGAUUCGGAGGGGCUUUAUUCCUAUGCCCGAAGGCAUUAUCUUAAGCGCGGAUUUUUCGCAACUUGAGUUGCGUCUUUUGGCGCAUCUCUCCGGUGAUACCGUUUUGUGUCAAAUGUUCAGUGACCCGGAAAAUGACGUAUUUGUGCAUGUGGCUGCCCGGUGGAAACGCUUGCAACCAGAUCAGGUGUCCAGUAGACAGCGACAACAAGCUAAAGAACUCUGUUAUGGAAUCAUAUACGGGAAGGGCGUUAAGAGCCUAUCGGAGGAUUUAGGGGUUACGGAGGAGGAAGGCGAGAUCUUCCUAAAAAAUUUUCAUGGCACCUUUCCAGGCAUUCAAAAAUUUACAUCAGAAGUGAUAUCAAAUUGCCGUCAAUUAGGCUACAUUGAGACAAUGUUAGGUCGAAGACGUUAUCUGCCCCAUAUUAAAUCUCCGAAGGCCCAUUUGAGGGCAAAGGCAGAACGACAGGCUGUUAAUUCCACAGUUCAGGGUUCAGCAGCUGACCUACUUAAAAACUGCCUUAUCGAAAUUGACACGGAACUUACAAGAAGAUUUCCCGAGUCAUCGAAGCCCCAUAGAUCGUACGGAGCAUCAACGCGCAUACCGAUCCGAGGAGCGUUCAUCGUUAUGCAGUUACAUGAUGAAAUAAUAUUUGAGGUUCAUGAAUCCAUUCUGCCCGCAGUAUCACAACUGAUUCGUUUAAAAAUGGAACAAGCUGUAUCCUUGCGGGUACCGCUUGUGGUCAAGUUAAAAACGGGCCCUCAUUGGUCGAGUGUUACCCCUUUCGAAGCCUUGUAAAAUGGAUGGGAAGUCAGAUGUGA